AUCGACUGGCCUGCCAAACAUCGAUCCACCUCUAGUGCAUGAGUGUGGAAUUUGUUAAACAAAACCGAAACGCGGACAAACUAUAUUUAUGUAAUAAAGGCAGCGCCGAAGAGUUGUGAGCAGUCCACGAGCACGACGCACUUCCUAGGCGAACGCACCGCUCUGUCGACGGCAAUUUAAGUGCAACUGGCUCCGUCGUUGAUUCGUUUAGCUCAGCUCGGCUCGUCGAAAACAAAACCUAUUCCCAAAUCCGCCUCCGAUUACUCUGUGUGUGUGUUGCUCUUUCCGCCGAAAAGUAAAAUCAAAUAAAAAACAACGCACACACACGCGCGAGCGAGCCAACAGAAGCGAAGAAGAAGAGCAGACGCCAGCCAAACAGGCCAACAAAUAAGUGCAAGCCGAAUAUCCGCGCAGACAGGGGAGCAGAACUAGUCGGCAAAUAAUUAGGGGAGCCCGAAAAGACCGCGAAAAGUGCAGAAAGAGGGGGAACUCUUUCUUUUCACCGCCGAAAGAAACCAGAAGCCUUGUUAUCGAUUUUGUUCGAGGGGAGGGUGUGCGUGUGUGUGUGCGAAGCGCGCCCGCGUGCGGGUGUGUGUGCUCUCGGCGCGUUAUCAAAAACAACAACAAUAGGCUGCGAAGUAACAGCAAAAGCAGAGCCCAGCAAGAGGAAGAGAUCCUUAGCCGGUUGCAAAUCGCGCCAUCCCACUCGCACCGCGCUCAAUCGCGGAAAUCGGAUCGUGGUCGAUUUAUCGAAUUAAUCGGCCCCAACCCCCUGCCCGUGAACGAGUACCAAAACGAGGAAAACACCAGAGUCCACUUGUUUCAAAUGAUUUCGCUGCUGCAAAUGAAAUUCCAUGCGCUUUUGUUGCUGCUAUCAAAAGUCUGGACAUGUAUCUGCUUCAUGUUCAAUCGCCAAGUGCGAGCUUUUAUCCAGUAUCAACCGGUUAAAUAUGAACUCUUCCCGCUGUCGCCCGUUUCGCGCCACCGCCUGAGCCUGGUGCAGCGAAAGACCCUCGUCCUGGACCUGGACGAGACGCUCAUCCACUCCCACCACAAUGCGAUGCCCCGGAACACGGUGAAGCCGGGCACGCCGCACGACUUCACCGUGAAAGUGACCAUCGAUCGGAAUCCAGUGCGCUUCUUCGUGCACAAGCGACCGCAUGUGGACUACUUCCUGGAUGUGGUCUCGCAGUGGUACGACCUGGUGGUCUUCACGGCCAGCAUGGAGAUCUACGGAGCGGCGGUGGCGGACAAGCUGGACAACGGCCGGAACAUUCUCCGGAGGCGCUACUACAGACAGCACUGCACGCCCGACUACGGAUCCUAUACCAAAGACCUGUCGGCCAUCUGCAGUGAUUUAAAUAGGAUAUUCAUCAUUGACAACUCGCCCGGGGCCUACCGCUGCUUCCCCAACAAUGCCAUACCCAUCAAGAGUUGGUUCUCGGACCCGAUGGACACGGCGCUGCUGUCGCUGCUGCCCAUGCUGGAUGCGCUGAGGUUCACGAACGACGUGAGAUCGGUGCUGUCGCGGAACCUGCACCUGCACCGCCUCUGGUAGCAGGUGGGCCGCCUGUCGCUAGUGUAGUUUAUCUGUUUAGAAGGAGGAGGAGGAGGAGGAGGAGCCUCGUAGGCCAGCGGAGCGGGGAGGAGGCGGAGGAGGAUGCCUUCUGAAAUUAACAACAAACAUGGUGGUGCUGUGACACAUUAACGAAUUUUUUCAUUAUUAUUAUUACGUUUACCAUUCAAGUCAGAGGAGCGAGGAGUGGAAAAGAGGAGUGGAGGAGUUACACACAGAGAUAAUAGAGAAAGUGGAGGAGAGAUUUGGAGGUCUGCAAACCGACGAUUGUUUCUUUUUGUGUAUUAUGAUUAACUGUUUUGUAACAACCUAAUUAUACAUGCAUAUUUGUCGGUAUGUGUAGACCAGCUAUUUUUACUUUUACGAUUAUUACAUUUUUUUUGUAUUUUUGUAUUCUUUGAAAAUUUUCGUUUGUUCUUUGUGCGUGUAUAUUUUGAUUAAUAUCAAAUGGAAACUCUUGAACACAGUAUAUAUAUAUAGAUACGAGAGACAGUGAAGUAAACAACAGUAAGAACAAAUUUGUCAAGUUAUAUAUCAUAUUAUUAUAAAUUAAAUCUAAGGCCACUUACAACAGAGUCUUGUAACUUGUAAUUUCUAUGCCCAUGAUUACAAUUAGUUAUUAUAAACUGAAAUUGUUUUCUAUGAAGAUGACAAGGCGAAGCAAAAUACUUAUAAUUAUACAAGUUAGUUGACUACGAAACUUUCCUGGACAUCAUUAUUAUGGAUAAUUAUUAAAUGUAACCGAUUCUGUACAGAA
Molecule: messenger RNA, 2333 nt
Organism: Drosophila biarmipes
Lineage: Eukaryota; Metazoa; Arthropoda; Insecta; Diptera; Drosophilidae
Gene: Dd
Product: CTD nuclear envelope phosphatase 1 homolog
Exons: 4
Coding region: 827-1558 (243 amino acids)
Molecular function (GO): protein serine/threonine phosphatase activity
Source: RefSeq, a predicted model, not a curated record